This is a messenger RNA of Capsella rubella, 1001 nucleotides long. Its product is annotated as chloroplastic group IIB intron splicing facilitator CRS2-B, chloroplastic. Lineage: Eukaryota; Viridiplantae; Streptophyta; Magnoliopsida; Brassicales; Brassicaceae. The record is from RefSeq and is a predicted model, not a curated record. Bases 130 to 870 code for a protein of 246 amino acids. Gene Ontology annotation, molecular function: peptidyl-tRNA hydrolase activity. The transcript has 8 exons.
CUUCUCUGUCUCUCACGGAAGAAACUCUCACUCAUCAGUUCAUCCAUCCUUCUAUCUCGUUCUAACGUCUUCUCUCUCGCAAAAGAAAAAGUCUCUUGAAAUUUUCGAAAUCUCCAGAAGAGGAGUUCGAUGAUCUGCUCAACGUUUACACCAAGUAUUUACCAUUUUCACGCGGAAAGGCCUGUUUUCCAGAAACCGAGGUUUCGGGUUUGUUCAUCUACUUCUAGUGAGAAUGACAGAUUCAAAAUAGAGUACACUCCUUGGCUUAUCGUAGGCUUGGGCAAUCCAGGAAACAAGUAUCAUGGAACAAGACACAAUGUAAUUUUGUCUUGUUUUCAGGUUGGUUUCGAGAUGAUUGAUGUUUUGGCUAGAAAACAAGGCGUUUUGAUGAACACAAUACAGUCUAAAGCUCUAAUCGGAAUAGGUGCUAUCGAAGAGGUGCCUAUCUUGUUAGCCAAACCUCAGACUUAUAUGAACUUCAGCGGUGAAGCGGUUGGAUCUUUAGCUUCACACUAUCGAGUACCAUUGCGUCACAUUUUAAUGAUUUACGAUGAGAUGGCUUUACCAAAUGGAGUUUUGAGACUUCAACCGAAAGGAGGUCAAGGCUAUCACAACGGAGUGAAGAGUGUAAUGGGGAGUUUGGAUGGGCGUCGAAACUUUCCUCGUUUAAGCAUAGGCAUUGGUAAGCCACCAGGGAACAUGGAUAUGAAAGCUUUUCUUCUUCAGAAGUUUAGUCCAUUGGAACGGAAACAGAUCGAUGAAGCACUAGAACAAGGAAGUGAAGCAGUGAAGACUCUUGUGCUCAGUGGGUUUAGUCAAGGAAUCUCAAGAUUUAAUCUUGUGCAAAAAUAUAAGUUUCACAAAGUAUAAUAUGAGAUUACAAACAAAAUUAACAGUUGACGGAUUGAUGUAGAGAUUCUUUAGCAUUUUUAUUUGUUGUAAACAGUAAACAAAAAGCAUCAUUCUUUCUCAGUAUGAAUCCUUAUAACCCUUAUGAAUAA